This is a messenger RNA of Haliotis rubra (blacklip abalone), 6308 nucleotides long. RefSeq lists its product as uncharacterized. The coding region runs from base 838 to 4695 and encodes 1285 amino acids. The record is from RefSeq and is a predicted model, not a curated record. NCBI's taxonomy places the organism in Eukaryota, Metazoa, Mollusca, Gastropoda, Lepetellida, Haliotidae. The transcript has 3 exons.
GCCAUGGAGCAUGUUUGAAUGGAAGUCGGUCUAAAUCAUGUAGAGAAUGUGUGUCAUCCUGACCAGAGACUUUCAUCCACUGGAUAUAUCUGGAUGAUUAACGCUGUCCUUACGAUCACAGUGGAUGACACCACAACGUGUCUCGUCGCCAGCAAUCGCCAUUACAGAAUGAAUCGUCUUACAUGUACAGAGAGCCGCCAUGCAUAUCCUGAAGCAUAUCCGCUACAGCAGCUGUUUGAUGUUUUGAGUACCUGAAGCAAAGAAUGGGACAGAACGCCUCAAUGGAAGGAAAUCCAUUAAUGAGUGCAAAUACAAGAGACGAACAAGGAACCGUAGAAGCAUUGGGGAGGAGAAUACAAGUGGAAAGAUUGACGACGAAGGACAAGAUUCAUCAACAGACUCUGACAUGAAGAACAAUUCAGUUCGGGCUGCUAUCGACUCUCUGAUAGAGUCAUGCCUUGGAGUCAAAUCAGAUGAGUCUGAGACGGAAGACUCAAAAAAGGAUUCCGAGGAAACCAAGGCGAAAACCAGUCCACCACAGACAGCGGCACGAGACGGGGGAAGCCAGCCUGUUGAUGUUGUGUUCAGUUUCAUGAAGGAUCGUAUUGUCGAUAUGAUCAAGAGUGACACAACUGAAGAGGUGACAAAUCAGAUACCCAGUGUUGACCUGGCUGUCAGUUGCAAACCUGACCCCAAGCCACUGACCAGUGAGAAGAGCCAGACCUCUACUAGACGAGCUUGUAUGAGUCUCUCAAGAGGGAUGACAAUCUUCCUAAAAACACAGUGAGACUGCAGACUUUGAUAGACAAAGUGUUAGAUAAUUCGCUGGGAGAGGACAUGAAUUCUUCUCUCCCAGAUAUAAGCCACAAAAGUCAAGUUUCCAUGAAAUCCCUUGCUCAGAACACUCCUGUUACCGAGGCACCCAUGACAGUGUCAACUCCAUCGUCCACGAACACGUCAGUGGUGUCCACUGUAAGGGAAAAGAAAAGAAGUCCAGAAAUGGAGAACUUGCAAAACAAUAUGGUUUGUCUAAUGGAUCACAUUGAAAGAGUUCUGGAAAAGAGCUUUGUCAACGAGGAUCGGUCCACUACUAGCCCUGAACCAGCUGUAACAAUUAGUGCUCCUAAAGAAACAACAAGCACAAGUAGUGGGUCAAUAACUCAAGGCAAACCUGUCACUAGUGUAUCUGGUAAUGCUGGCUUAGAUGGCACUAUCAGUGUGCAGGACAUUGUUGACCGAGUCAUUAGUCAAACUGAAGUGAUAAGUAAACUAUUGUCCCCCAGCAGUUCAGAUGAGGCCCUAGCAGAGAAUCAUGGUACUGCUACGGACAAUAAGAAAGGCUAUCCCCAUGAACAUCCUCGGGAUAAUGAACGUCCACAUCAUCGGUCACCUGUGCCUGGUGCUAGCAAAUCCCCUUCCAGGUAUUCUGAUGCAGGAUCCAGCUCUCACUCUGAUGGACAUUCUGAAGCACAUAGAAACUGGUCCCAGAAGCAUCAACAAGACAGUCACCAUGGGCUACACCCAAAACAUAUGCCCGUGGAUAAGGUUAAGGACCCAAAGCAGUACGAACCUGCUGGAUACUCUGUUAGUAAGUAUGCGACAAUGGCAAAGCAAAAUGAAGCAAUGAUGGCUCGUUUCAGCCCAAGAGCUUUAGCUCCAUACCUGAAUGGUGCAAUCCCUCGUCAGGGGAUGCUACCAAAGGCUCAGAUGUACAUGUUGCGUGGCCACCAAAUGUACAUGCCGCCAAGGGCUUUUCCUCCUCCUCUGAUGAGGGCUGAUGGUGUGUUAGCUUCAGAGAAUGAUCCUUCCUCUUUUCCUCAUAUGCCCAGUAAAAACUGUCGAUGUAUAAGUUGCCGAACAUUCUUCCAAUACGAAGACAAAUCUGCAAAACAAAGCAAGCCGUCAGCCAGCAGUGCAUCCCCGAUGAUGAAUAUGCCAAUGUCACAGGCUGAAUCGUCUUUCUACCAGAAUCACCUCCAAGUGCCAGUUCAACCUCCCCACAGUCAAGGUAUGAUGGUAAAGCAAGAUAUGGCAAGGAUGCAAGCGACAUCCCCCAGCAAAUUUCCCAACACAAGUGCAGUUCACAUGGCAAAUAUGAUUCAGUAUCCAGUUCAGCCAAUUAAACCCUUGCCAUACGCUGCUACUCUAAGUCAUGGAGUACAGAUGGUUGGUGAUGGGUAUAAUCCAGAAAUGGCAAAGUCUGAUAGAAGACAAGACAGAGGCAACUCUCAUGCAAGGCAAGACGUUUAUCAUCACAACGAAGGAGGCCCAUACCCUUGCAAAGAUUUCCCAAGAAGCACUGAAAACGUUCAGCAGCCAGGUAGACAUGGCCAGCCCUCUGUUGCCAGUAUUGGAAGUCGGCAGGAUGUUGUGCAUCCCCACAAACCGAACGUCUCCCUUCCACAUCCAGGAAGAGGGGACAGGUAUGCCUCGCCCCAGGCACCAGUUCUUGAUCUCACAGUUAAAAUACCAGAGAGUGUUCCUAUUGCUCAACCGGGACCAGAUAUAGCGGAUAAUGAUCAGCCCCUUGAUUUAUCCCAAAAGCCUUCCAAUCCUGUUAGUGUGCCUAGAGAUGUUGUACAUAGAGAAGGUGGUGCAACUGUCCAUGGUCAAGGAGACUACAGUGGUCGUGGUAACCACCACCUGCAGCAUCUGGAGAGCAGUGUAGACAAGCUCUUCCAGCAGACCCAUUGUGGCUACCCACGGAAAGACAUGAUGCCAAUGGACAGAGGAGGUGGUGAUACUCCUGGCAAUGCUAUAAUGGCACCAACAGUUGUGUCAGGUAUGAUGAUGUCACCCGGUGGGCACAGACCUCAGCUUCAUCCUAUUCCAGCACCAACAUUCUCAACAGCUCCUUCUACAAUGUCAGCCCUUUCACCAGUCAGACCAGCAAAUCAGGUUUCCAUUUCACAUGCUCAAGGUCCAGCUCCAUACCCUUCAAUGACUCAGGAAAAGUUAUCACCUAAAACCUCAACAUCAGUUACGUAUCUGUCUCAGACUCCUACUCAUCAGUUCAGGGAAUCGCCCCAACCUCUAGCAUCUCCACAAGGAUCAGAAAAAGGGGACCUAUCUCAGAGGAAAGGCAGCGUGUCCAGGCAUGAGCCCAUCCAAAGUAUCAUUGGAAACCAUCCUCCAAAUGAUAUCCUGUAUCUCAUUUGUCGGCUUUGUAGACAAACCUAUGGCAGUCCUUAUGGGUUUCGGAAACACUUCAGAAAUCAACAUGGGUUUGAGCCAAGAGCUGAGCAUACGAUUGUCCAAACAAUCUCAGCAACUAAAUCAGCACUGCAGAGUCCUUAUGUGUUAACCCCACAAGAUCAUCAAGGAGAGCCAUUGAUCCCGACGGGACGAAGUUCAGCACCACCUGAAAGGGAGGUUGUUUCUACGCCAGGUUCUGACUUCUACAGGGGCAAGAAGGAAAGCUUGUCUCCACUGGACCCAAGGGGUGUCUCCCCAAGUCAGCAGACCCAGCAGGACUGGAACAAUAGCAAAGCCAGGGCAUACAGACGUGCCAGUGAUGGUCGUCCAAAAAGUUCCCUUCGGGAAGACUGUGAAGAUACAAAGUAUCUUCAGUGUCAACAGUGUAAUCAAACAUUUCAGCUCAAUGAUUUUGGGUCAUACAAGCGUCAUUGUCGUCAGCACAACCAGGCAAGGCCGCCAGGACCAUUUAUUGGUACUGAAAGUCAAAUGAGUGACUCUUCCGCUGGACUGGAACAGAAUGAUAAGCACCUUGGAAGAGUGGGAUUGUGCAGGUUUUGUGGUUGCCAGUUCUCAGCGUUAGCCCUUGAAGAACAUGUACAGUCAGUUCAUUAUAAAGAAAUGUGUUCAGAUGGACAGCCUUCUGAAGCCAAGAACCCUCACUCAAGCAGUAUUUCAAAUCCUACCUCUCCAGAAGGUCACACUCAAAGAUCAAGGAUAGAUUCUGGUGUUGGUAAAUCUAUCCCUGAGUUUCACAAAUUCCUCUCGGAACCUGUUCCCAACCCAAAUCUGGAGGUUCAACGCUUACCAGCAGAUCAAAUAACUGUUAGUGCUAGUCCUGAUAGCAGUAGUGACAAGCCGUCUCAAUCUGACUACACUCAUCCAACAUCUACCACUUCUCAGACCACCUGUCCUCAUGACUCUAACACUAGUGUAGAUUCUAGGCCCAAGCAGGACCAGGCUAGCAAUGAAAAAAACAACGAUUCAAACUGUGUUGAUUCCAAAGCUAAGGAGUUCAUGUAUCUCCAUGUGGAAGACGAUAAAGAUUCUGGCUUUUCAGGAGAAAGGUGUUCAUCAUCCGAGUCAAGGUCGCUUUCAAUAGAAAGCACCCAAGAUGGAGGACCUUUGGCAUCACCUGCAGAAGGUGAGGACAUGCAGGCCAAUUUUUACAGACAUAAAAAAUUUGGAAGUCAUCGCAAGAGAAAAGAAUCUUGUGAAAACCCAGAGUCAGAGUCCAAAGUUCCAAAGUUGGACCAAUCUUCUGGUGCUAAUUCAAAAGUAAAAGAUCCUUGUGCUCAAUCCAGUGGUAAGGAGGAGAAGCGAGAUACUCCCGUGUCAGCAAACAAUAGUGGCAAAAGAGCAGACAAGGAGGUUGUGUCAGAAACUCCCAAGAAGACUGGAGCUAAGCAGGAGGCUCGUCACCAGUUGCCUUUCGUCUGGGAUAGGGUGACUCGAAUCCAGGCAGGGAAGAACAUAAAACCACCGGAUUAUAUGACAUAGGGUUCCUUGUGGAACUAGAUUUUUCUGUAAUGUGCAAUUUGCAUGUGUGAGUGAUGGGAGAAAGACUAGAAUGGUAUUAGGAAGUGAUCAACUCAUUCAGUGAUAUAUUUAGCACAGGAAGUGACAUCAGGUCUGGACGUGUCAAAGUGUGAGUUCUCAGGUCAUAUCUAGUAUCUGAUGCACAUUGCAUCAUAUAUCAAAUCAGGUCAUUAUGUGAUGAGUUGAAUACGGCAAAAAAUCACAUAAUGCUGACAACUGUAGUAUUUGAAAAAGGCACAUUCAUGGAAUUUAUCAUAUUUUGCUUUAGAUUCUGCAAAUCAUUCAGUAACCAUGGUAACAAUUUCAUGGCUGGUGAUUAAGUCCAUAAUUCAUCGCUCAUGUUUAAGUUACAAUGGCACCCUGAUAAUCUGGACACAGCCCAAUUCUUGUGAAUCUUGUGCAAGUCAGCAAGGGACAGUGUGGUAGCCAAGUGGAUAAAGCAUUUGCUUGUCACGCAAAGACCUGGGUUUGAUUCCCCACGUGGGUACAAUGUGUGAAUUCCAUUUAUGGUGUCCCCAACCGUGAUACUGCUGGAAUAUUGCUAAAAGCAGCAGAAAAUUAAACUCACUCACUCUACAAAUCACUGGUGAAGAAUAAUGGUGUAUUGUAUAUUUUACUAAUACAUACAUUUUCCCAACUGGAUGGUCAGAAUGCCAGGUUUCCAGACUAACAGGGUUUCAUUGUGUCCAUCUUCCAAUGAAGUUUAAGAAGUUCAUUAUUAUGACAAUGAGAUUAUGAUAUUGCAUAAUUAGUCACUGUAUUACAUAUCUCUCCACCAGAGUACGGAGUUAAACCUAACUCACUCACUCUAUCAAUAGACUGACUGACUGAAUUUUUUUACGCCGCUUUUAGCAAUAUUCCAGCAACAUCACGGCAGGUCUAUCAAUAGAAGAGGAACACGAUGUUUGUUUUAACAUAGGGAAGAAGUCCAUUUUUCUGUGACAAAUAGCUUACCUGUGAAGCUAGGUUGUAUUAAGUGUCUUGCUUCAAGAAAUAUUGACUGGAAUACUGAGUACCAAAUACCUUCAAGCACACCUAAGGAAUGAGCAGGAGACCCUUCCUUAGUACCUAUUUCAGAGAUUUUUAGUCAGGUCACUAAAUCAUAACAAUAAUAAUAAUAAUAAUGGUCUAUUUAUCAUGCGCAUUGCUCCAUGCACAAUGCAUAGUCGAAUUGCCCAAACAAUCUGAUUAUUAUUACCCCAUAUAAACCAAGCUGCUUGUUAGGCGCUAGAGGGUUAUAGUCACAUAACUUUAUCCCACUGGGUACCCAUUUUCUGCUGGAUGAACAAAUGUGAUCGCAAUUUAAUGUCGCCAACCUAUUUUAAAAUACUGUCACAUGCUGCUGUAUGCUGCCAUUUUAACAGCAUCCAGUGAACAGAUAGAUAAUCUGUAUUCUAUAGGUAUUCCAGAAUGUUAUGAAUAAAUAACAAUUAAAAUGUUCUCAUAAAUCUGGAAUAUAAAUCCUGCUAUUCAUGUAACCCUGAUACUGUGAAAUCAAUAAGACAACCUUUUGUUGCAUGGCUUGUUGCAUGUACAAAGAUUCUAUAUGGAAAUGUGACCGCCUCCGUGGUGUA